GUAACUGGCCUGUGAGAGUGCAGCGCGCGUCCACGCACUCGGCUUGGCCCGCAACAUGUCACGACACCGUGCAGCCGCGAUUGGCCCGCAGGGCCAGUCAUGGCAUAUGUUCCGGACCCUAUCAAUGCAUUGCCAUUAUAUGUUGCUAUUGUGGCAGCGGUAAUUGCCAAAGAACGUUGCGAAGUGUGCGAAGCGGCCAGCGUCAAGAGCAAAUUCAGUGCCAAAACUGCGCGCCUUACAAGGCUACUCCGUUUGUGCCUUUAUAAUACGAGAAGCUGUCUCUAACUUUCUUGAUUCGUGCAUGCAAACCAACUUGUUGGCUUGCUGAACGUCCGGGCAACUUCUCUCCACGCUGGUGACCAGCGCUCCUUCACGACCAAAACAGUGACUGUUCAUAUAGCAUUGUGCUGGAUUCCAGCUGAAGGGCCGUCGCUGACAUUGUCGAGACGCCCCUUGCACGCCCGACCAUCACUGCUGCACGCCGCUGCUGGCAAGACACUGACAACACUGACGCCACAAACAACCAUGGCUCCACAACGGCGCAGCUGCGCGCCAUGCCGGUUAGCGGCCGCCGCCCAGCCCCGCGUGCUCCUGGCUGCGGUGCUGCUCCUCUCCGCCGCCGCCUUGGCACCCGCCGCCGCCGCCGCCGACGCCUCCCGACGCCUGCUGGUCAAGCCGCACCACAACCUCCUCACCACCGCCUCUGAAUCCUCCUCCUCCGAUGCCACCACCUCCUCCGAUGCCGCUGACCUUUUCGAGGCGCGUGAGCAGGCAGGCCACAUCGCGCAGCCCCGUGCGCGCUCCGCCGACACCUCCACCUCCUUCCCGCCCGUGCACGUGCCGGUUCGCCCUGACUACCUGCCUGCGCUGCCGCGAGUGCGCCUGGGGCCGGGCGAGAGCGCCAGCAUCAUUAUGGAGGCGGUGGACCUGCAGUUCUCCGUGCGCGGUCCCCACAAAGCCGCCCACACCGACGGCCGCGCCGGCAGCAGCAACGGCCUGCUCUCGCUGUCCUUCACCGCCGCGCGCUACGCCGUCGCCGGCACCAACGCGCCCGCCGACUCGCUGCGCACCGCCCCCGCGAUCAUUCUGGACGCCGUAUGCGACAGCUUCAGCCUCAAACUCACAAACAACCUGCCGUUCCAGGGCGUGAGCACGUGCCCCAACGCCCCCGGCGACAACGGCUCUCUGUUCUUCACCAACGGCCCCCACGACUUCGAGUGGACCAACCUGCACACCCACGGCCUCAAGGUGGACCCCGGCGCUGUGCUGUUUGACAACACCUGCGAGCCCAACCCCGACUCCGAGGAGGAUGCCGAUGAGGAGGCGGACUUCGAUGAGGACCAGGAGGAUGACGCUGAUGAGGAGGACUCGGGCGAGUCGGUCACGGCAAAGCAGAAGGCCCCGGCCGAGGUCACACGGGCCGACUACUACUGCAACCCCAAGAUGUCCACGGACCAGAUGUGCGAGGUGAUGGGUGACAACGUGUUCGUGAACGACAAGCCGCACCGCAUGGCCGUGGCGCCCGGGGCCUCGCUGAGGUACACCUACCCGCUGGGGCCCUCGCCGCCAGGAGUAGGCUGGUACCACCCGCACCAGCACGGCUCCGUGGGCACCCAGACGCCCACCGCCUCCGGCCCCCUCAUCAUCCCCGAGUCCUGGCUGCCCAACGGCCUGUCGGACCUGUACGAACCGGCGGGCGGCUGCGAGAUCGCCGAGUUCCACCGCCUCAUGCAGAUCCUCAAGUCGCAGCCGCUGGAGAGCAGCACCAUCCUGCGCAUCGACGCGGUGUGGUUCCGCCUCGACCCCAAGGGUGACCCCGAGGAGGACUCCUUCCCUAUGCUGGGCACGGGGCUGGACGGGCGACCCGACACCGCCAGUCCGCUGCUGUACGAGGCGGACGGCUCCCCCCGCUUCGACAACAGCGCCGGCCGCGACUGGGGCAUGGUCAACGGGGCCUUCCAGCCCACCAUUGACAUCACGGAGAAGACUUACUUUCGCUGGCAGCUGCUGAACACCAUGACUAUGAAGUGGCUGGACCUCACCAUCCAGCAGGUGCACCAGGACGGCUCGCUCAGCCACGCCGACUGCGAUUUCUGGCUGCUGGGUCGCGACGCGCUGCCGCUGCCGCACAUCCCGCGCCGCCUGCAGUCCAAGCCCCGCGGCGCCGCCGCCGCCGUCAGCGACGUCAUCAUGUCGCCCGGCACCCGCAUCGACGUGCUGGUCAAGUGCAACACCCCCGGCACCUACGUGCUGGCCUCCGGCGCCGGGCCCUUCCACACCAACUACACUUCUUGCCAGGCCACUCACUGCGAGAUCUUUGGCGAGGUGCCGCCCCCGGCCGCCAACGUGCCGCGCUCCGCCAACAACAUCUUCGAACGGCGGGAGCUGAGCGCGGCCGUCCUGGCCGUUGUGGAGGUGUCGCCGCGUGAGGUGGGCGCGCCGGUGCACGCCGACCUGCCAGACAACCUGGCGCGCACCAAGCUGGAGCGGUUCGCCUACCUGAACCACACCGCCUUUGACUCCAAGAAGACUGUGGAGCAGUGCUUCAGUUUCAUGAACGCCGCAUACGGCGGGAUGUGCGCGGUCAACAAUGCGCUGCUGCCCGGCACCCAGGCCUUUGUGGAGAUGGGCACACAGCAGGUGUGGAAGCUCCGUGACAUCACCUUUCAUCCCUUCCACAUGCACGAGUCGCCCGUGCGCCUGCUGUCGCUGCCCUCCUGCGCUACCAGCGUCACCAACAUGUGGCAGGUGGGCGACUGGGUGGACGUGGUGAUGCUGCCGGUGUGCCAGAACGGCUGCGAGUGGCCCGACCUGGGCAGCGGCGGCGGCGAGUGUGACAGCCCCGUCAGCGUGUGCGACGAGGUCACGGUCCAGUGGGUGGCCGAUCACUACUACAACCCCAGCGCUUCCGCUGGCACACACCACCAGGCCGACGACCUGUGUGCCGCCAUCGGCCGGCCGCUGCCGCCCGCGCCCGCCGCCAGCGAGUGCCGCCAGCGCCUGUCCAUGUUCCACUGCCACAUCCUGUCUCACGAGGACGAGGGCUGCGUCGCCGUGCUGAAGUGGUUCUGCCCCGGUGACAAGGACAUCCCCAGCCCCACCCCGCUCGCCACCUGCCCCGCAACCACCACCUACACCUGCGACAUGGAGAUGCGUCGCCGCCAGCAGCGCCGCCGCCUGAGCGGCCCGGGCGGCGCCGCCGCUUUCGCCGCCAGCCAGCAGUAAAUCGAGUGCCAUGCAGCAGCUCAGCUCAUCAGCUCACGAUUGAUAGAAACGCCCUACCUGGCAAGUAGGAGGGGUAUGAACGUACAUACGUACGUACGUGAGUGCAGCACGCCGAUAGAUAGGGAUGGACAGCAGUGCAGAGGAGCGAGCGAGCGAGCUGGCGCAGUGGUUUGGAGGUAGAGCUCGCCGCUCGCUCGUGCACGGGUGCGUGUGGCGCAACGCGGCGUCUGCACGGCCUCUCACGCGCCGUGUCUAGCAGCAGGCUAGGCAGCGUCACACAUUGCUGCUGGUUGGGCCAGUGCGGGCGGCAGGGGUUUGAUGAUGGAAUCUGACACCAGGUGGCCAAGCAAGGCCAGUUUUUCUCAGGAAGAUGGAGUUGUGUGUGGAGGAAGGAUUGGCGGAUGCGCUGUGGCUUUUUGCUUGAUAUUACGUACGUGCGUAAAUUUGUUGAUCGUUUGGAAUGGGGCGGGGGGGGGCGGAGCAAACGCCACCGGCAGUACGUGGCCGCGUGCAUGGGCUGCUCGUGUUAGCAUGUGCCGCCGUUGAGCCACAUCGACCGCUCGCCCUGGCAUAGAUGUGCACAGCUUGCAAGUAAGCGCUACUAAGCUAUAAGCCUACUACUGCUGCUGCCUAGCGGCUGGCGGAAGGGGUUUGCUUGUGCGUGCGGCACAGAGAGCGAGCGGAGGGUGCAUCCAUCCGCCGACUCCGCCGUCGCCGUACGUGCUGCCAGCAUGCCCCCCGGAGUCCGCUGUUGUUAGCAGCCUACUACAACACCUACUAACUAGCUUUUUGGCAGUCAUGUCCAGGGUAACCCUAGUCCUGUGGGCUUACUGAGCCAGGCUGUUUGCGGUGGGUUCGGGACACGAUCUGAUUAUUCACGCCGCCGAACACGCUGCUGGUGCCACCGCGUUUGCGUGCAUGGUGUGUAUGUGUGUGCGGUCCGGCAAAGACCGGAUGCAAACGCAAGUCGGCACUGAGGGGUCGCGCGGCGUGGCCCCGCGGGGCGUAGCGAUGUGAAGUGGAGCGAGUGGUGCCGACUGCUGUUGUUGUGUCGCGGUGUGGUGUCAGUCAGUGUGGCAGCCUAGUUGCCUAGAUAGGGCGGGGGCACACGCUCAGAGCAGCUGAAAGGGUUCUCGCAUGCCGAUGCAUGUGGUUUCCUGCCAGGUGUGGUUGCAGUGCCAGGCAGAGGUGAGAGGGUUCUGCCACCUCUGCCUUCGGCUAGCUGUUUUCGCAUAACGAACGGGUUGGGUGUGUGCGUGGCGCGGUGGAGAGAGUUGCGGGGCAGUGCACGCAAAGCACUUACCAAUUGUUCACUGCAAAUGAGGCACUCACGUUCUCCAUUCAAUUAUUGUGGGCCCCACCUCGCGCAUGCCUUGAUGGGCCGCCCCAAGACACCUAGCCGUUUGUGUUUUGUCUUGGUAGCAUAUGUGGUGUGGGAUGAACGAACCGCAUUCCUGCACCUCGCUUGAUUGUGACCUUGUUGGUGCGGGGGGCGUGCGCACGUACGCACAUGGAGAGUGUGGUGAGAUACCGUAGUGGAAGCAGGAGGUGUUCCGGGCGGGUGCACGCCGCUUCCGGUGGUUCUUUCACUCGCCAUUGCAUGGACAGGCUCAGGAAACACCUGUGUAUGAUGUGUCGGUCUACGUGAGUCCAUUCUGCGUAAGCCGCCCUAGCUGUGCCUGUGUCGUAUACUGUUGAGUGGGAAAUGUCCGUGCGCGGGCAGGGAGCACUGCUGUCAGAGAGAGGAGUAUGCGCGAGGUGUGUACGUGUAAGCGCGCCACCUG
This is a messenger RNA of Chlamydomonas reinhardtii, 5009 nucleotides long. RefSeq lists its product as uncharacterized. NCBI's taxonomy places the organism in Eukaryota, Viridiplantae, Chlorophyta, Chlorophyceae, Chlamydomonadales, Chlamydomonadaceae. Bases 526 to 3225 code for a protein of 899 amino acids. The record is from RefSeq and is a predicted model, not a curated record. Gene Ontology annotation, molecular function: oxidoreductase activity. The transcript has 19 exons.